Molecule: messenger RNA, 3632 nt
Organism: Xenopus tropicalis (tropical clawed frog)
Lineage: Eukaryota; Metazoa; Chordata; Amphibia; Anura; Pipidae
Gene: slc6a2
Product: solute carrier family 6 member 2
Exons: 15
Coding region: 148-2022 (624 amino acids)
Biological process (GO): catecholamine uptake; chloride transmembrane transport; norepinephrine uptake
Cellular component (GO): plasma membrane; membrane
Molecular function (GO): sodium:chloride symporter activity; monoamine transmembrane transporter activity
Source: RefSeq, a predicted model, not a curated record
CCUUGCAAGAGAGGAGCCACAAAGUCUUUAACAACACUGGGUCAGUAUCACCGAAGCUGUAGAUACCAGAGAAAACCUCACCUGAAAGCAUAUUGAAUUUGGAAUUUACAUGCAGCGCACCACCUGCUUUCUUUUAGAUGCUUUGUCAUGUUGAAAAUCAAGAUGUUUAAGCAUGGCCAGUCUGACCACAAACUGUCCGCAGUAGCCCCAGAGAAAAAAGAUGUAGAACUGAUUCUGGUUAAAGAACAGAAUGGAGUCCAAUAUACCAGCAGCACAGUAAUAGUCCCAGAUUUAUCACCACAGUAUGAGGUCCCAGGCGAAGGACAGCAAGAAAGAGAGCAAUGGGGCAAAAAGAUAGACUUUCUCCUAUCAGUAGUUGGAUUUUCAGUUGAUCUUGCCAAUGUCUGGAGGUUUCCCUUUCUCUGCUAUAAAAAUGGUGGAGGUGCAUUUCUAAUCCCAUACACAUUGUUCCUUAUAAUUGCUGGAAUGCCUCUUUUCUACAUGGAAUUAGCUCUUGGACAAUACAACAGAGAAGGUGCAGCCACGGUAUGGAAAAUAUGCCCCCUUUUCAAAGGUGUGGGCUAUACUGUGAUAUUAAUAGCUCUCUAUGUCGGAUUCUAUUACAAUGUCAUCAUCGCUUGGUCUUUGUAUUAUCUCGUGUCUUCUUUCACAUCUGAGUUGCCCUGGAUCAAGUGUGGGAAUGAAUGGAACAGCCUCAACUGCACUGACCCAAUGCUACUCAACAUGUCCAUGAUCAGCUACAAUACGAAAUACUCUAAAUUCAAGACAACACCAGCAGCUGAGUUUUAUGAGCGUGGGGUAUUGCAUCUACAUGAAAGUAACGGAAUUCAUGACCUGGGACAGCCAAGGUGGCAACUGACUAUCUGUCUAAUUGUAGUGCUUAUAGUAUUGUUUUUCAGUUUAUGGAAAGGAGUCAAAACUUCAGGAAAGGUGGUUUGGAUAACUGCAACACUCCCAUAUGUGGUGCUGUUUGUCUUGCUUAUACGGGGAAUAACACUCCCUGGCUCUUCCAAAGGGAUCAGUGCCUACCUUCACAUAGAUAUCAAAAGACUUACUGAUGCAUCUGUGUGGAUUGAUGCUGCAACUCAGAUAUUCUACUCAUUAGGGGCAGGAUUUGGAGUACUGAUUGCAUUUGCAAGCUAUAAUAAAUUUGAUAACAACUGUUACAGGGAUGCUCUUAUGACUAGUACUAUCAACUGUGUUACCAGUUUCAUUUCGGGAUUUGCUAUCUUCUCUAUACUUGGUUAUAUGGCCCACAAACACAAUGUAAACAUUGAGGAUGUUGCAACUGAAGGAGCUGGAUUAGUCUUUAUAAUAUACCCAGAGGCAAUCUCUACCCUUGCAGGAUCGACAUUCUGGGCUGUGGUCUUUUUCAUUAUGUUAUUAACACUAGGCAUUGAUAGUGCUAUGGGAGGCAUGGAGGCUGUUAUUACUGGCCUUGCAGAUGAUAUCAGUAUCCUGAAAAGACAUCGUAAACUGUUUACCUUACUUGUGGCUUUCAUCACAUUUAUAUUUGCUCUCUUGUGUAUAACUAAUGGUGGAAUCUAUGUGCUAACUCUGCUGGAUACAUUUGCAGCUGGGACAUCUAUUUUAUUUGCUGUUUUAAUUGAAGCCAUAGGAGUAUCUUGGUUUUACGGUGUAGACAGGUUCAGUGAAGACAUUCAUAGAAUGCUUGGCUUCAGGCCUGGGCUCUACUGGAGACUCUGCUGGAAGUUUGUCAGCCCAGCAUUUCUUCUGUUUGUGGUAAUUGUGAGUAUUGUGACCUACAAGCCUUUGAUGUAUGAUGAAUACAAAUUUCCACCUUGGGCUAAUCGAACUGGAUGGGCAAUAGCGCUGUCAUCCAUGACAUUGGUGCCUAUAUACAUCAUCUAUAAAUUUCUUACAAUGCGAGGAUCAUUACGAGAGAGACUUGCUUAUUGUAUCACUCCAGAGAAUGAACAUCACCUUGUUGCUCAAGGAGACAUCAGGCAAUUUAAGCUUCGACACUGGCUGACAAUAUAAUAACAGCAUUUCAUGUGUGAAUUUAAAAGCUUUGCUGCUGUGGGAGAAGGUUAGCUUCUUUUAGGCAAUUCCAAGAAGAGGUUAACAGAUGCAUCCUGUGUACUUCACUACUUUUUAUUAAAGGAGUAGUUCACCUUAAAUUUUUAUUGUGAUUGUGUAGGCAGUGGAAUUCUUAUACAAUGUCUUUCUGGUCUUUAUUUUUUUAAUUUUUUUUUUUGUAUUUACUUAUCUUCAAUUGUUUUUAUUUUUUUAGUUAUUUAUCUUACUGCUCUGCAGUUCUUCAAUGUGGAAUUUAAAAAGCUGAUAGGUUGCUAAGGUUACUUCCCUAGCAAACAGCAUUUAAUUUAGAAGUCAGAAUUAAAAAUAACUAAAAUAUAUCCUCAAGAGGAAGAUCAGCAAUAAGAAUUACAAUAAAAAAUAUAGCCUUAAUUAAUUAAUUGUGUUUUUGGUUCAAGGGUCACUGACUCCAGCAACCAGAUGGAAUUUUAAAUUGCAAUCUAUAGUGAGGCAGAAUAGAAAGGUGACAAAUUAAAAAAAGAAAAACAUUAAGUAAAAUAUGGUUUUCAACUAAAAAAACAAGACUAGGUCAGUCUGUAACAUAUCAGCCAUUCUCCAAAUGCCAGAAAUAUUAACAGUAUUUUUUCCCAUGCAAUUGUAGUGGGGAAAAUUCUCUAGAGAAUUUACACCAUAAAGAAAUGACGGAUGUGGAAAAUUAGAAUGCAGGAGCUGAUGCAGAAUGGGAUGCAAUAGGCUCUAACUAUAGUGGUAAUUCGCUGGCCUGAACCUUGAGAAAUGUAAUUCUUGUGCUCUUGGCAAAUUGGCAAAUAUUUACAGGACAAAUUGUACUCGCCAGUGCAAAGAGAAUUUUCACCAAUUCGUAGUUAAUUUACCAAAACUUGUGGUACUCUCCUUUUAGUAAAAUGGCAAUCCUGCAGCAAAUUUUAUUUUAGGUGAAAAUACUCCAAAUUUUAACUGCUACUGUUUAGUAAAUAUGCCCCUCUAAGUGAUCAUGAAUGCACAUUACUCUGAAUCUGUGGAGAAGUUGCCCUCCACUACUUUUGAUCCAGCUGUAUUGCAUUACUGUCAUAAGGAAAUUGUAGAGAUACACAGCCAUUGUAACUAUAGAAGAUUUUUGAUAUUACCACCUAUGUGUAUGUCCAAAGAUAAAAUCAGUGAGACAAAAACUCCAUAAGAAUACUGUUUAAAGUUUCAGAGGGAAACUUUGGACAAAUGUGAAAUAGUUUUCUGUUGUUACACGUUGGUACAGCUUCCAUAUGCAUAAGGCACUUCCUCUCUUGCCAUUAGGCAAGGUGAAGAGCUUUCCUGAGGCAGCAGUGUACAGAACUCUAACAGGUGUGGGGAAAACUGCCACUUGUAACUGUCAGAAAGAAGGUAAGCAUGGAGGGGGGGUUAGUGUUUGGUCAGAUGCCUCAGGGUGCCCUGGCAUAAAGUAUACAAUUUAGCACAUUUAUCAAAGCACUCUUAGCUUUGAUCUACUGCGUCAAUGUGUUUGAACUGCAUUAAAGGAGCAGUGACACCAAAAUAUUUUAAUGUAUUAAAGUAAUUACAAUAUAGUGUACUGUUGCCCUUCAUUGGUACAACUGGUGUGU